Pelodiscus sinensis (Chinese soft-shelled turtle) is the source of this 1895-nucleotide messenger RNA. Lineage: Eukaryota; Metazoa; Chordata; Testudines; Trionychidae. The record is from RefSeq and is a predicted model, not a curated record.
CCGAAAUAACCACCAACAAAUGGGUAUUGGAAAUAGUAACAUCAGGUUUCACCAUCCCCUUUGCUUCUAUACCCCCCACGCAUCCACCAACCCCGUCCCUUUUCAGGGACCCCUCUCACGACACUCUUUUGCGACAGGAGGCUCUACGCGUGCUGGCCAUCGGAGCCAUAGAAAAAGUCCCAAAAGAGUUCAGAGGGAAAGGGUUUUUAUUCCUGUUACUUUCUGACGGAAAAGAAGACAGGAGGAUGGAGACCAAUUCUCGAACGGCACCAUCUCAACCGUUAUCUGCAGAAAAGGCGUUUCAGGUUGGUGACUUUAGUCACUAUAAUUCCAGCUUUGAAUCACAACGAUUGGUUUGUGGCCCUCUACUUGCAGGAUGCGUAUUUUCACAUUACGAUCCACCCGGCGCACAGACCUUUUCUGCGCUUCGUGAUAAACAAUGACCAUUUCCAAUACAGGGUCCUCCCCUUUGGCUUGGCGGCAGCUCCCAGAGUUUUCUCAAAGACUCUAGCGGUAGUGGCGGCAUAUCUGCGGCGCCAGCACGUCCUCAUAUUCUCUUAUUUAGACGAUUGCCUUAUAAAGGCCCCAACGCAUCAAGAGGCCAUGCAGAUGAUCUCGUUAGCCAGAAGCACGUUCGAUUCUCUCGGCCUGAUAAUAAAUGAACAGAAGUCAACCACCGUUCCGACACAAAAUAUAAAGUUCAUCGGUGCAGUCCUAGAUUCGAUGACGGCAAGGGCAUACUUACCUCUAGACAGGUUCCAAGCGAUACAGGAACUAGUAAAGGUACUGGACAUCGCUCCAACUGUGUCCAUACAUACUUGUCUGCACCUCCUGGGCAACAUGGCAUCCACCACAUUCAUGGUUCCUCAUGCAAGGCUUCACUUCAGAGAUCUUCAAUACUGGUUAGGAAGGGUAUACUUACUACAAAAACACAGCAUUCACAGAACGGUCACUGUGCCGCCUCACGUUCGCGACUCCCUGCGUUGGUGGGGAAACACAGGAAACAUCCUUUCCGGAAUCCCAUUCCGUCGUCCUCAGCUCUCUGUGCUUAUAACAACAGAUCCAUCUCUCAUAGGCUGGGGUGCACAUAUGGGCAACGAUCGUGUUCAGGACAAAUGGUCCUCCAUAGAGAAGACUUAUGACAUCAAUCUCUUGGAGUUACGCGCCAUUUCCCUAGCAUGCAAGCAUUUUCUCCCGUGCAUACGACACACCACUGUCAGGAUAUUCACAGACAACGUGGCAGCAAUGUAUUAUGUAAACCGACAGGGGGGCGCCAGAUCUUGUUCCCUCUGUGCGGAAGCAAUACGGUUGUGGAACUGGUGCAUAAAGAACGGCGUAACCAUCACAGCAUCGUACUUACCUGGCAUCAGCAAUGUCAUUGCAGACUCGUUGAGCAGACGUUUCCCGGUAGAUCACGAGUGGGAGAUGCGAUGCAGAAUAUCUGAUCUUAUCUUUCACAGGUGGCAUAUGCCGAGAGUGGACCUAUUUGCCACAGCGCAGAAUGCGAAGUGUCCCCAGUUCUGUUCCAGAGCGGGGCGAUGCUCUUCUUACCACUUGGCGCACAUCGCUUCUCUAUGCAUUUCCCCUGGCUGUCCUGGUGGCUAGGACUCUCGAGAAAAUAAUGCUCGAAUGCGCAACAGUCAUAUUGAUAGCUCCGGCAUGGCCAAGACAGCCUUGGUACCCACUCUUGCACAGGAUGUCAAUAUACCCACCCUGGCCACUCCCUCUUUGUCCAGACCUGUUAUCACAGCAGAACAGAGCUCUCCUGCAUCCUAGACUCGACUCACUUCACCUCACAGCAUGGCUGAUAACUGGUUCAAACAGGAUGAGCACCUUUGCUCACAACGAGUCAAGACAAUUUUGAUGAGUAGUAGGAAAGAUUCCACUCGGAGAGC